Penicillium cataractarum is the source of this 2550-nucleotide messenger RNA. RefSeq lists its product as uncharacterized. Gene Ontology annotation, molecular function: phosphatidylinositol binding. Gene Ontology annotation, cellular component: nucleus; SMN complex. The transcript is spliced from 4 exons. The record is from RefSeq and is a predicted model, not a curated record. The coding region runs from base 1 to 2550 and encodes 849 amino acids. Gene Ontology annotation, biological process: spliceosomal snRNP assembly. NCBI's taxonomy places the organism in Eukaryota, Fungi, Ascomycota, Eurotiomycetes, Eurotiales, Aspergillaceae.
AUGGAAUGUACUGAUAAGCCUCUUAUCGCCGAUCUUGUUGAUCGGAGCCUCGGGCCCGAGCUCUCCCCGACUUUUCCUCCUCCAACGCCGCCGAUGAUGCCCGACAAGCGCAAAGCAUCCAUGUCUGAACCAUCUGCUAAACGAUUGCGCAUCUCCAAUGAAGAUGCAAGUGAUACCGCUUCCUCUGCAGCAUCUCAGGAGCGGCCUCGCAACAACCCCAUCUAUGGGCAGAAAAGCGCAUUCCCGGGGCUGGACGACGGCGGCGAUGAGCUCUUCUACGGGUCCGCAGACGAUGGAAUGGAGUAUCUGCGCAUGGUCCGAUCUGAAGCCAAUUCUUUACCCUCACUCUUCAUUGCGCCGGUCGCGAUAAGAGACGUUGAAAAACCCGAAUCCAACAUACGGACAGAAGUAGAUGCGCCGGGGCUACACAAGUUCCCAGCUGGGUUCUUCGAAGACGAAGCCUACAUCGCACCCGUCGAUGCUGAUAAGCAGCCAGUCCCCGGCCCCGAUGAACGAUUCCCCGAUGCACAAAGAUCAUACUACAAUCUCCUUCGACACCGGUUUCUCCUCCUCCGAUCAACCCUACGCUGCACACCUCCAGCGACGGCUAUCGCUGCCCUGGAUGACGCCCAUCCCAUCAGUCUCCCCGAUCGAAACACAGCCGCACGGAAAGAAUGGCGGCGCCUGUUACUCACAGUUGACCCACAGAUGGUACAACUGGCCUGCUUGGACUCGGAAAGCGUGCUAAGGGUGCUGAGCAUCCUGGCUAGAGGAUUGGGCGAGAACGUACGGGGCGGGGACUCGGAUCUUGUUCGACGGGUUGGCGCAUGGGCAUGGGGGCUAUUGGGAAGAUGCCGCGAAGUCGGAGAGUUGGCUACGGAUCAAGUGGGAGAGCUACGCGAUCUCGGUAAACGCGCUGCGAAGAUUCUGCAUAGGAUGCAGGAGACGGAGUUCAAGCGAUCUGCCGAGGAUAGCGACGCCUCUGAUUCAGAUACAGGGGAUGCAGAGGAACCGCCGCAAGAAGAGGUCGUCCAAGCAAAAGAGCAGGGGGAAGGCUCCCUGGGGGUAUCUGUGGAUGAACAGGACACCGAAAUGGCCGAUGUUGAUAUGUCUGCGGCGCUGGAGGCCGCCAAGUUACGAUUACAGGCCAAGCUGCAGAGUGACACCGAUUUAGAAGCGACCGAUGAGCAAUAUCCCUCGGAGCUCUGUGACUCGGUGCAACAAGCACGGGUUCUACUCGAUAUGAUCAUCACAAUUGUGGGCGAGUUCUUUGGACAGCGAGAUCUGCUUGAUGCACACUACUUCGGGACUGUUGCGUCAUGGGCUCAGCUUCAACGCCAACAACUGAUCUUCUCUUAUCUUCUCCAAUUAUUCCACCACACGACCGAUGCCACUGCUGCCAGACUAGCCAUGGCGCCGACCAUCGAGAUUUCUAUCCCAACAACCACCCUUUCGCAUACCUCCCCACCACACACUCUCUACCAUAUCACCCUCCGCCUCCCACUCCGCUCCUUUACCGUAUCCAAGCGCUACUCCGACUUUGCAGCUUUCCAUAGCGAUCUGAUUAGCCAGACCGAUAUCCAACCACCCGUACCUCUCCCCUCGAAAUCAUGGUUCUCCAACACGGUCUCCAACGAACGCUUCCGUGAAGACCGCCGUCGCGGCCUGGAGGCAUAUCUCCGCGCGAUCAACGAAGCGCCCGAUGGUCGAUGGCGCACUUCGUCCGCAUGGCGAGCUUUCCUGAACCUGCCGACCGCCGCAGCGAUCUCUACCUCGAAUGGAACGUCGAAUACAUCUGCCCGACUCCAUGCCGCGAUCACAGACCCCGGUUCAGCGGCUAACACUGCGAUUACCGACCCGACGCUGUGGCUUGAUUACUACCGUGACAUGAAAUCCCAUCUCCACGACGCGCGACUCCAGCUCUCCCGUCGUGACCAGGAGACUACCCCCCAAAAACAACACGAAAGCUCUGCGCAAGCAAAGACUAGUCUUAUCCGGGCAGCAUCGAUGAUCACCACUUUGGAGGAAGGCUUGAAGAAUCUCGGUGGUCGGGGGACCCAAGAAUCAUCCAAAUCGUCCAGCCUGGGAGACGGCGAGCUUCGCCGCCGCAAGGACCUACUCAUCAACGCACGCAAGGAAAAGGAUGGAUUGGAAGACUUGUUACACGCCAUGGCAGCAAAGAGCCGGCUCGACCAUGCCAUGGCCUCGGUCCAGGAUAAAGAGGCGCUACUCAAGGCUAGCGGUGCGGAUUCACCCAACGGGGGGCGUCGGACUCCUGCAAGAUCUGGACGGGUUCUCGGUAAAGAGACUGAGCGUACACGAGAGCUGGAUAAUGAAGGUGUGCUGCAGUUGCAGCAGCAGACGAUUCGAGAUCAGGAUCAGAGUGUGGAGGAGUUGAUGAAGGUUAUUAUACGGCAGAGGGAGCUUGGAACUGCUAUUCAUGAAGAAUUGGAGAUUCAGAAUGAGCUGCUGAAGUUGGCGGAUGAGGAUACCGAUCGGUUGAACGCCAAGAUUGACGUCGGCAAAAAGCGAAUCGGCAAGAUCUCCUAG